Cavenderia fasciculata is the source of this 1881-nucleotide messenger RNA. RefSeq lists its product as uncharacterized. Lineage: Eukaryota; Evosea; Eumycetozoa; Acytosteliales; Cavenderiaceae. The record is from RefSeq and is a predicted model, not a curated record. The transcript has 2 exons. The coding region runs from base 1 to 1881 and encodes 626 amino acids. Gene Ontology annotation, molecular function: zinc ion binding; calcium ion binding.
AUGCCAAAGAAACCAGCAGCCAAGAAGAAAGUAGUAGUUGAAGACAAGAAUGCUACUGCUGAAUCAUCAUCAGCUGAAACUACUUCAACUGCUACUGAUACCACUUCAACAACUUCAACUACCUCAACUACAUCAACAACUUCAACAACUUUAGAUGAAAAGAAAAGAAAGACAACUGAACCAAAGACAGCAACAACUACUUCACCAACGACCACGACGAUGGAGACACGUGCAAGAAAAAAGGCACGUGAAGCAUUUGAUUUGAUCUCGGGUGUCAAACAACGUCAAGCAUCUGUAUUUAAUCUUUUGGGUGAUCAAUACACUGGUCCAACCGAACAACAAUUACAAAUGAUCUUUCGUUUGUUUUGUAAUCGCAAGGGACAGAUUGGAGCAGAGGAAUUGGCUGCUGUCCUCAGAUCGAUGGGCAAGAGACCAUUGACUAAACGUAUCGACAAGAUUCUCAACGAAUGUGAUGCCAAUCGUAACGGUACCAUCGAAAUGGACGAGUUUGUAGAGUAUAUGCAAAAGAAGGCUUUGGAAAAGGCUAAAUUAAUGGGUUUGGUACCAUUGACCAAUGAAGAUAGUGAUGAUAGUGAUGGUGACCAAGGUGGUGAUACUGAUGAAGAAUCAGAUGACUCUAAAACACCAAAGAAAAAAGCUGCAGGUGCAAUCAUUAAAAAGAAAAAGACUGCCACAACCAAGAAGGAUUCAACUAAAAAGACAAAGGCUUCAACUACUACAACUUCAACACCACAAAAGACACUUGCAAAACAACCAUCAUUCUUCCAACCACUUCAAAAACAUUCAUCGAUUGUUCAAUUUUACACUGAAAAUGCUGGUGUCCAUACCGUCAACAAUGCUCAAGUCGACAAGUAUAACAAUCCAAUCGGUGUUGAAUUUGAUCUUGGUGUUGAAGGUGCCUUCACCUCUUUUACCAUUCUUUUUGGUAUUUUUUAUACUGCUCUAACACCAAAAUGUGAAAAAGAUUUAAAAAACAAAGGAUUUAAUGUUAUUCAAGUAAAGACACAAAAGGAAUUUAUUGAACAAUUACCAAAGGCAGAUAUUGCUAUUAUUAUUUCUGGCAAGGAGAAUGAUAGUACUACUACAAUGGAAAGUUUUACUCAAUCGGUAAAAGAUUUCCAUGAAUCUGGAAAGGGAUUGUUCUUGUGGGCUGAUAAUAGUCCAUGGACAACUCACUGUCAAGCUGUAGUUACUUCGUUAUUUGGUAAUGGUUACAAGGUCGAUGGCAAUGAAUAUGCCGCCAACGACUUGACACUUGCCAUGGGUCCAAAACCACAGAAAAAGACAUUUGUUUCACAUCUCAUCACUUCUGGUAUCGUCACACUCUACGAAGGUAUCACUGUAUCGAGUGUUAAAGGUGCAUUUGAUGGUCCAUUGGACGUCUUGGCCGAGUCUACCGAAGGUAACAAUGUCAUUGUCAUUAGUAACGAUAAACUCGACGGCAACUGUGGUCGUGUUGUCAUUGACUGUGGUUUCACCAAAUUGAUGGAUAACUAUUAUAGUGCUGGUGUUGAACGUUAUAUCAAGAAUGCUUGUGUCUGGUUACUAUCGCUUGACCAUCGUUUCAGAAUUGGUGUUGCCGCUCAAGGUACCAUUGAAAAGCCAAAGGAAGUACCAUUAUGGCAAUACAAACAUGGUGACUGGUUAAACUAUGAUCAAGCAGCCUCUGAUAUUGUCGAAGAGGCCUAUCAAGAUUGGAUCAAGAAUCCCUAUGUCGAUAUCCGUGCCGUCUCCUCUGGUAUGUGGCAAUACCACGUAGACUUUAGAUUAAUGAAACAAACAAAUAUCCAACAUUCUGCUCAUACUCAAAGAGAUAUUAAAAGAGUUCUUAAACCUGCUGUCAUUUCUAAAUUAAAUUAA